AUGGAAACCGAAUCAGAAUGGUACUUUGUCAAGAACUUAACCAAAAAGCGAACAAAGACACGUUGGUUCAUUGGCUUGGAAAGAGUUGAUGGAUCUCAUACGUGGGACUGGUUGAGUGGAAGCAUCGCCUGGGUCAACGGGACAUCAGCUGGAACAUGGCGUUGGAAUACAGGAGAAUCAAACAAUUUUGGAAAAGAAAAAUGCGAAGAGAUGUGGCUAAACGUAAAGUAUCACAACAUUCCGUGCCAAGCAGACGUGUAUGAUGAAGAUCCAGGAUAUAUAUGUGAAAAGCAUGUCAGUAAGUUCAUGAUCAUGCCGAAGCUAUGUUAACCCAAUUAAAAAUCACAGUUAGAAAAAAAGGAAAGUUGAAAGCAAACUUUGAUUUUGAAGCGGGUAACUCGUUUUCAUAUUAUCUUCCUAGAUUGUUCCACCAUAUCCAACAAUUCAGAAAAUGCUAUUUUUAUUGGGAGAACAACUAGACCUCGAUCAACCCCCCAACCGUUGGCGACAACGUCAAAGUACUUCUCACACAGAACUCAGUGGAUGAUUACUCGGAAUAAGCUGAUUUCAGAAGGUAAGAUUUACUUCGACGGGAAUUUGACAUGUAAUAUGACCCUAGUCUAUUGCGCAGUUCUUAUCGGAUGUCGCACUUCCAAACUCCCCUCCCCACCUUGUUCACUUAAUAAAAAAGGAAACACUGAAUAUAUAUUUUGUACUAUAAGAGAGGGAAGAAAGAGGGGAAAAUCCUAUAAACUUUUUGGCAAAGACUCUAGCCCUCCCUCUAUUGUAUGGCAAUAGCUGUGACCCUAAUCAUAAUAUAUCGUAAAGAGAUCUUACAUUCCUUCCGAAAAUUUAAACGAGCAGCUUGUUUAAGGCAACUUUGAUGAAGAUAUUAAAACAAAAUCAGUUGCGGGGUAGUCAGGUAAUCCAAAGACCCCAAAAACGAAAAAAUACAAAGAGUAACUUUUUUGUGUAACCAAUAAUACUGUUUUAGCCUUUUCGUGCUUUGUUCCCGUUUGCCUCGUUUAUAUCAGCAUCAGUUAACAAUCUUUAGAAUGAUGAAAUGAAUUAGCCAUUAGAAAAAUUAAGCGAGUUCACGACUUCCUCUCUUUAACAAAGAAUUUAGAGAGCCCUAUAGGCGAAAAGGCAAUCAAAAAGCGACGCGCGUGUAGCCACUUUGACGGGGGCGACUCAGUAUUCUUGAGGUCUAAUGGAACAAAUAUGCGGCGACACCAAAUAAUCAGAAGAAUUCACUUUGUAGGUCUAUGUAACAUUUAAUUCUAGUGUACAAGUGGGUUAAAAGACUAUUAAAUAAUGUAAUCGUAACCUAUUACCUAAAAAUCCGUUCAGCCAGUGACAGAAGAACUCUCAUAUAAUUUCCGCGAUCCUCUCGAAUUUGACCAUCGACUUGAACAGUAGCAAUAAUAGUGCACACCUAUACCUUAUUGUUGUUGUCGUUUGUUUUUUUCCGCCGCCUUUAACUCGUUGAAGUUAUUGGAAACUAGUCCGCUAUCAAUUUAACUAAGAUAGCAUCUUAUAUGAUUUAAUCACAUCCUAAAAAAGGUGUAAGGUUUGAUAUACCACUAUGACAAAAAAACGACAUUAAAAAGCGAGUCAGUUGAACAAUGUUAGUUGAAGAAAGAUGAAAACAAACAAUUAGGGUUCAAUCAUUGAUAUUUUGUAAGCAUAUAAUUGUGAGAUGUGAAAUGUUCAAGAUAAGAUAAGAUAAGAUAAGAUAAAUGUAUAAAUGUAUAAACCGGUUGAUGGUUUGUAACUUAGUACGAAGAAAAACAAAUAUCAAAUGUGAUAUGCGAAUUAUGAAAUAUUGAGGAUUUUUGUUUAUGAUAGGAUAACCUUUAUUUUGAAACGAUGACUUUUGAAACAAGGUCAUUUUUUAAUGAAAAACCUUAAUUAUUUUUUCUUACUUACUUACUUCAGGUCCAGGAUUUGGGUCUUCAACAGUCCUACAGGGAUGACCGCGGAACUCACGACUUCAUCCGUCGCGUGAUGGCAUUGCCGUUCCUUCCUGAAGACGAGAUUGUACCACAGUUUGAGCGUUUGGAGUCGCAAGUAACCGAGGAGGGAAACCUUAGACAGUUCAUCCAGUACGUCCGAUCAACCUGGAUAGAAGGCAGCACCUGGGAGCCGUCGACCUGGACCGUCUUCCUACAGUCCGUACGAACGAACAACGACGUAGAGGGCUGGCAUCACGGACUUCACCGUCGCGCCUCCAGCAGAUCUCAGCUUCCUCUGUAUCUCCUGAUCGAUCUGCUUCAUCGAGAAGCCCGACUGACAUCCCUUCACAUCCGGCUGGUGUCUGAGAAAAAGCUGAAGCGGGUACAGCGAAGAAAGUACAGGAAACAGCAGGCCAAGAUAUUUAGCCUAUGGGAUGAAUAUUGGAGUGGGGACAAGAACGCCCGACAGCUUCUAAGAGCUUGUUCAUAUAUCAAUGGGCCAAGCUUCUGAACAAGCUGCUAGGUCGCUGGACUUAGCAGAAACACCAACGGCUCCUUUAGGAGCCACCACAUCUUCAAAAGUCAAUGAUCAACAUGAGUUAUUAUUUUGAAAUAAAAAUUAAAAGAAACAGAAACCCAAUAAAACCUAAACGAACUAAAUCGUAGCAAAAGUGUAAUCUACUAAGUCGGAUACAGAUUUCAAUUGGGGGCUAAUCGACUUCUAGUUUGGGGGCUAAUCGACUCAGUGGGGGCUAAUCAACUGGGGGCUAAUCGACUUGGGGGCUAAACAACCUACAACCGUUGGCAGACCAAGGCUACAGAUCUUACAGCAACAGCUGCAAACUCUGCACAAUGACGCCGGUUUUCUAGGGUUAACUGUGUUGUUUCAGAAUUGUUUCCUCUUAGGGGUGAAAAGCAUAUCAAGCUAUGCCCAUAAAACAGGAUCUUGGUACCUUUUAAGAGUUCUUUUCAAAAUUUGCGACAAGCACUUCUUUCCUUUUUAUAUGAGAGAUCCCUCCACACAGGGGCAACACUGGUUUUAAAUCUGUGAUACAAGGGAGGUCAGGCUGUAAUUUUGAUGGAUGAGCAUUGAUGCCAAUUCAACUCAUGAUUUGAGAUACCUCUCCCAAUUCUAUUUAGCCCCAUCACUAGUCACCCUAACCCAGUUUUCCAUCCCCCACCUUCCCCUGAUAUUAUGCUCAAAAUUCCCGACUAUCAUACCUGUUACUCAUGGGUGGUCAAAAAAUGCCUCUUGUUGUUGUUAUGAUUAUUAUUGUUGUUGUUGUUGUUGUCAUCAAUCCAUGUAAUUGUUUAAUUGAAUAGCAGAGUUUCAUUUGUCACUUCCAAUGUACCAAUUACAACAUGCACUUAUCGGGAAAAAUCUUACAUUGCUCUUGCUUGACACCAAAGAAAUGUUAUCAUGAAUGAAAUCUCCGUAUUCUCCAAAACCUCUGUUAGAAAUCAGCAACAAAUUUCAGUAUAACAGUAUGAGGUGUACCUUAUGCCCAGUCCACGAGUUGACCAGGGAAACUAAGGAGAUCAAUUGUGGUAAAUGUGACUCAUACACUAGAUGUUGCAAAAAAAAAUAAAAAAAUUAAUUUAUUUCUUGUAAACAAUAGUAUGGCAACUGACCAUUUUAAUUUGAAAAAAACAGAAACAUGUUUUAGAGCUUGUCUAAAAAGUAUUUUUUUAUGUUGUUAAUUAAUAUUUGGUAUGCAUCGACUUUCACACAGCACUUGGAUUCGCCACCAUCUAAUUCAAUAAAUUUUUUUGUUUCUUUAUUUAUCUCGUUGCAGUGCUGUUAUGACAUUGACAUUGCAGCCGUUACUACUUUUUGUUUCUUGAGGGCAGGGGGGAAUUGAUGGCUCGUGCGAUGAAUUUUCGUAAAUUUAGGUUGGAAGAAUAUACGGCCCCUUCAAGCUUGUGCUUACGCCAGUAUCCGCCAGAGGUUUCGCACCGUUCACGUAACAGGAUAUCGGUCAGUUCAGGAAAUUAUGUAUUUCUAGUAACAAAAUACGAUGGAAACUACAACUGGUAGGAUUUUUAAACGAAGAGAAAAGCGCAAAUAAAGUAAUGUGGAAAGACAAGGAGUAUGAGUACAUCUCAAGCGCGUGAAAUAAACAAAAAUAAUAAACUCACUAUUCAUCAGGCGAAGAUAGUGUUGAACAAUCAUUUACGGUGUGGUAACGACUCCUUAAUCAGCAUUCUAUUAAGCUAAAUUCUUUGGUUAUCUUCCCCUGAUUUGUCCGGUGGUAUGUGUUCAUAACGAUCAGCUUCAGAGCCGGUACGGAGCAUAAGGCCGACGACAUUGAAAAGUAAAAUUUCCUCGAUGUCGACGAUCAAAACGCGUCCAUUUGGCCAUGCAGCUACAUUCUUUCGAGAGUAGUGUAUAGAAAUACGUCACAACGAUGUAAGAUGAUCGUUUUCGCCGCGCGCUUAACGAGGACACUUUUUUGCCGCCAAAUCGCACUUUCAAUGGAUAAAAAAAAUGGUCAAGGAGAACUCGCUAGGGAAUUAAAUCGAUUAUUUCUAAUUUUUAAUACAGCUAUCAACUUUGAUUAGUACAGAACGGAAAAUGUCUACUUCCUAAUUGAUUUAAAGGUGUGAAAACCUCAGACAGAAAUGUAGUUGUUCGCGACUUUCUCUUCACCGCACUUAAUUGUUCCCUAAAUUUUAUCAAAAGAGAUACCAUUAUUCAUAAUAAGACAUGGAGGCUGUUCACUAGCCUUUUUCCACUCAGCGACGUUCCUUAGGUCUGCGAAAAGAAAACUGAAGAUAGCCAAACCGUAUUACGAAAUCAGAACAAGGGUUAUUUCAAAACAAUUUUUUUUUUUUCUCGGUUUUCAAAUCAUAUUAAUUUUUGAUUGAAUCCUCGGCUUAUACAUAAGAGAACGCUUUGUUUCCAUAAACGGUGUAUAUAAUUACAGUUCAAAAUUUGACGUACCUGCACACUUCGGGAAUGGAAAUCAUUCCCUUUGGCUUCCUUCUAAAUUUCAUUAACCACAAUUAAUUGCCUUUGACUUCUCAAAUUACAUUUCCUUUCUCGAUAUCGUGCUUUUAAGCGCUUUCGUAUUGAAAAGCUGAAAAUGUAAUAAGAAGUUCGCCAAAUAUUGAAACUACAGGUUAACGUGUUAUCAUUGUUUAGACACAAAUCUCUGCGGAAACAAAGACAUUUUGCUUUGUUUUUGCCACUGUUUCAAUGUGGUAGGGGACAAAUCUGUCUUUUUUAUAAGCAGUGUUAAUCAAAGUCAUGUUUUCUAAAUGCACAUAUUUUUAGAUGCAGAAUGCGCAGUGUCGAAAGAAUCAUCCUAAGUAUCUAUUUCUGUUUCUAACUAAUACUUUUCUUUUUGCAUGUUUAUUUGUAACCCGUAACUACACAGAAAUAGACACGACUUUCAAGACGGUUUGCCGUUGAUUGAUUUCAAUGGUUGUGCUCGGCCUAGUUUUUCCGCGGGAAACGAAGUCAAAAAUAAGAGGAUCCUUAGUGAACCGCCUGUCCAACUGGAGGGUGUAUAUACCGCACUAUGUCCUCAGUCAGUGAUG
Pocillopora meandrina is the source of this 5498-nucleotide messenger RNA. The record is from the annotation of a GenBank genome assembly. NCBI's taxonomy places the organism in Eukaryota, Metazoa, Cnidaria, Anthozoa, Scleractinia, Pocilloporidae.